This is a messenger RNA of Dufourea novaeangliae, 2054 nucleotides long. RefSeq names its product calpain-C (gene CalpC). The record is from RefSeq and is a predicted model, not a curated record. Gene Ontology annotation, cellular component: cytoplasm. Gene Ontology annotation, biological process: proteolysis. Gene Ontology annotation, molecular function: calcium-dependent cysteine-type endopeptidase activity. The transcript is spliced from 16 exons. NCBI's taxonomy places the organism in Eukaryota, Metazoa, Arthropoda, Insecta, Hymenoptera, Halictidae. The coding region runs from base 30 to 2045 and encodes 671 amino acids.
GGAUAAAACCGACGGAAAAUCAACCACGGAUGGUUAACGACGUAAUGAGCGAGUACGAACGGAUCAAGCGUUCGUGCUUGAAACGAGGUGAACUCUGGGAGGAUCCCGAAUUUCCGGCCACCCAGACGUCUGUAUUCUAUCACCAGACACCGCCGUUUCAGUUCCAAUGGAAACGACCGAAGGAACUAUGCAAUCGGCCAAUAUUUGUGAGCGACACACCAGCCCAGUUCGACGUGAUACCUGGCAAAAUGGGCGACAAAUGGCUGGUCUCCUGCUUGGGCGUUCUCCACCUGAGCAAAGGUCUCUUCUACCGUGUGGUGCCAGCGGACCAAGGGUUCGGGAAUACCGGUGAACCGCCGGGAUCGCCGACCGCCGAAUACGCGGGCGUCUUCCGAUUCCGUUUAUGGUGGUGCGGCGCAUGGGUCGAGGUUCUCGUCGACGACAGGCUGCCGGCGAUUCACGGGCGACUUGCUUUCGUGCAGAGCCGUCACAGUGAUCAAUUCUGGCCUGCUCUUCUGGAGAAAGCGUACGCCAAGCUGCAUGGAUCGUACGAGGCGCUCAAGUACGGCACCCUGUUAGACGGUCUGUCCGAUCUCACGGGGGGAAUCACAGAGAGCAUCGCGAUACGACAGGAUCCAACGGCCUGCGGACGGGCGCUCACGAAGCUUCUCGAUAUGACGUCCCUGAUCACCUGUACAGUAAAUAACAAUCAACAGCAGAUUCGUGCCAGUACGGAAAAACUUGCCAACGGUAUUCAAAUGGGCAUUAACUACAGACUCUACGCUAUUGAAAGGGUGGAGACGUUCAGUGGCGAAGCAGUCCAGUUAGUAAAAUUAAGAAAUCCUCUUGGUCCUGGUGGGGAGUACGUAGGCGCUUGGGCAAGAGGUGGCCUCGAAUGGGACGAAGUACCGCCGAUGGAAAGGGAACGUUUAGCGGUCAGAAACAUGGCCGAGGGGGAAUUCUGGAUAUCCUACUCGGACUUCGUGAAAACGUUCACUCACUUAGAAGUCGUACAUCUUGAUGCCGAAACGUCGAGGGAUGAACCAUCGUUGCAUAGCAAACACACUUGGCAGAUGAAACUCUACCAAGGCAGUUGGAGGAGAGGCGUUACAGCGGGAGGAUGUCGAAACAAUCAAGAGACUUUCCACAUCAAUCCGCAGUUGCACCUGAUUCUUAGCGAAAUGGAGGAAGUGAUCGUUUCGUUGAACCAACACUCCAUAAUGGAGCCAAAAGUGAUAGGCUUUACGGCGUACACGUUGCCCAAGAACAGCACGGAGUCGAUAAACAAACAGUUUUUCAAGAAAAACAAGUCACUGGUAAAUUCGCAGUACACGAACAGUCGACAAGUAAGCCACAGAUGUCAACUAGAACAAGGUGGUUAUUUAUUAGUACCGACCACCUUCGAGCCGACACACGAAACCAGUUUCACGUUGCGAGUCUACAGUAGCAAACCUUUGAAACUUAAGCUUCUGGACACACCCCCGUCCCUGAUGAAAUCUGCCAUCGUGAAGGCGCCACCUCUUGAGGGCAAAGGGUUCUCACAAUACGAAGCCGUUUUCUUGCAACUUGCUGACGAACACAGAACGGUGAACGCCUUCGAACUGCAGGAACUUCUCGAGGCUUGUUUACCGAAUGACUACAUUAAAAGUUGCGCCUGUAUGGAAGUCUGUCGACAAGUGGUCCUCACAAUGGAUAGUACAGGAAGCGGCCGAUUGAAGUUCAACGAUUUCAAGGAUCUCAUGUGCAGUUUAAAAUACUGGCAGGCUGCGUUUAAGAAUCACACGAAGGAAAAGACUGGUAUCCUCAAAGCUGAACGAUUACGUGACGCUUUGCUGGAAGUUGGAUUCCAAUUGAACACCGAUGUGCUCUCGAUUUUAAUUUUACGAUACAUGAGGAAGGACGGAACGCUCAGAUUCGGCGAUUUCGUCUCCGCGAUAUUACAUCUGAGCGAUGCAUUCGGUAUAUUCGAGAGUAAAGAUCCCUUGCAAAAUGGAACCAUAAAAUUAAGCCUAGCAGAGUGGCUGAGAUCAUCCUUGAUGUGUUAAAUCAAUUAC